AUGCCAUCGGUUAAGGUUAAGGACUACUUCGACAACGACGACAAUGGGCUGUGGUCUUGGUACCUCAGCAAUCUGCGCGAGGGCCACUUCGAAGAACUCACCAACAACGUGCUCAAGUUCACGCUGCUGCGUCGUUUUCUGAACGAGCAGCUCAUGGCUGAUACAGUUCAAUUCAACAAAAAGCUACUGCUAGUGUCGAUACCUGACACAGUGCAUGAGAACACAGGGCUGCUGGAGAACUUUCUACGUGAUUAUUUCCACUUGGACGACCUGCAGUACAUUCAGAUCAAGAAACUUACACGUGAGCGAUGCUACAACCAUGAAAACCACUAUUUGAUCAGUGACAAUUUGAACAAUUUCAACGACCGCUCUUUUCUAGAAUUUGGCCAUCGCGCGCGCAUGGCCAACAGCAACACCAAUACCCGCAUUUUGCCUCAAAACUCCGGCAAUCAGUACAGUGUUUUGAGCGGUGAAACGGGAUUCGACUCUUUGAAAUCGUCUCAGGAAGACCCGGAGUCCCCUCGCGCUUUGCAGCCCUCGCACGUGGUCGAGGAAACGAUAGGCAGCCCACUGAGCUCGCCGGCGAGUCCACUCAGAAUGGAACGCGUCAAGUCCAUCGCCUCCAGUGAUGACAGCGCGGAUGAGAGCAGUGAAAUAGUGAUAAAUUUUAGCCAAAAAUUGCGGCCCAAACCAUACCGUUCUUUGGUCAGAACGGUCUUGAGCGACGACGCUGAGCCGACCACUUCCGCAGACGUAUCCAUUUACAGCGACGACUUAUCGUCCUAUGAGGGCGAAAUAUUAGCACAUACUAUCACAAGAGAAGAAGAUGCCACUUCAUCAGUGGCCGAUGGAGACAGCAUAUCCGAGCUUUCUAGCGUCGACCAUUCUUUAAACUCGUUAAGUUAUCAGUCCGAACUCUCUCAGGACACACGUUCUAUGGUGUCCAUUUUUCCAUCUAUAUCGAUUUCGGACAAAUUUGGGCGGUUUAGACUGGUGUUGCAAUCGAUCCUGAUACAACAUCCGGAUACUCGUCAAAUAUACACAGCAGUUAGACAAUCAAACAAUGACCCUACCGUGGCACAUGUCAAUGACGAUUGGCUGCUGUAUGACGAAAUAUUCUCCAUGGAUAAUCUACAAAUGCUUACUUUGCAUGAUGUACUUGAGGUAAACCGAUUUUUCCCCAAAAUUUUAUUUUAUUCAUUAGUUAUGAUUACAGAAGAGGUAGCACAGGAAGCGCAACAAUACUAUCCGCUUCCAAACUCACACAAUCCCAAACCUAUUCCAUCAGCAUCCACUCUAUCUGAGAAUACCUUGAAGUUACAAAACACUCUGAAUUCAACAAUUAGCAAUAUGAAUAGUCAGUUGUCCCCAACCAGCAAGAAUGGAUAUUCACGUAUCGCUGAAGACACUGAGCAAUAUUACCCAGAUAUAGAUGACGACUAUGACGAGGAUAGUGAUGACGGCCGAGUUGUUCAAUUAUACGCUGCCACAAGAACAAAUAGUAACAACACUACUGCUCAUAGGUCGAUCAGAACUGUGAACAGUAUAGGUGACUGGGCAUUCCAUCACGAUAGUGCUCGCAAUCCUCUUUCCAAUGUGUCCACAACGGAAGACUAUGAAUUCAGUGACGACAAGAUUAGGAGAGCAAUAUCAAAAUCUCCUUCAAAGAACGCUUUAACAAAAUCUGCUACACUGGGAUCAUUGAGCACUGUGGAGAGAUCAAAGAGUACUCCAUUACCAUCGAUUUUACGGACACUGAGUAGUUUUGACGACGAAGCACUUUAUUGGAAGAAGAAAGUUGAGAAAUUUAAAAGAAAGAGGCGCGCUAGGCCAAAGAAGAGCGAUGCCAACUGUGUACUUAUGUAA
Molecule: messenger RNA, 1866 nt
Organism: Lachancea fermentati
Lineage: Eukaryota; Fungi; Ascomycota; Saccharomycetes; Saccharomycetales; Saccharomycetaceae
Source: the annotation of a GenBank genome assembly